Messenger RNA from Argentina anserina (silverweed cinquefoil), 2559 nucleotides. RefSeq lists its product as uncharacterized. The record is from RefSeq and is a predicted model, not a curated record. NCBI's taxonomy places the organism in Eukaryota, Viridiplantae, Streptophyta, Magnoliopsida, Rosales, Rosaceae. Gene Ontology annotation, molecular function: RNA-DNA hybrid ribonuclease activity; nucleic acid binding. The transcript is spliced from 7 exons. Bases 1 to 2559 code for a protein of 852 amino acids.
AUGGAAGAGCCAGGCUGUAAUGAGCAGGGGUUAGAACUUUCUAAUCAAGAGGAAGAGCUUGAGGAGGGUUAUGAUGAAGACAUAGCAGGGACCUUAGACUGCAACAUGUUCAACCUUUGUCAUGCAGAUAGCAUGGAAGAAGGAAUACCAGAGCCAAAUGAUGUUCCUAGUUGCAACAUGGUAUUCACUUUAUCCUCGAAGUACGCUCUUCUAAGGCCAAUUCCAUCUCAUCUAUUCAUUGGAGCUGAGAUGGAAGGUAAGAGAGUGAACAAAAUUCUCGUCGAUGGUGGUGCAGCAGUUAGCAUUAUUACAGUGAAGACAGUCGAAGCACUAGGCAUUGCAAAGAAAAAAGUUCUCAGUAGCAAUCUUAAGGUCAGAAGUUUUUUUGGCAACUUAACUAAGACCUUGGGAGUUUUGAUCCUCAAAGUCAAGAUAGGACCUUCCGAGCUGUUCCAGACAUUCUUUGUUACAGACUGCAUAGCUCCAUACAGCAUCAUACUCGGCAGGGAUUGGAUACACAUAGCUUAUUGUGUCCCUUCUACUUUACACCAAGAAAUGCUGAUGUGGAAUCCCGCAACUGAUAAGGCAGAGCUAGUGAAAGCAGAUGAUAGACCAUACUCAGUCACUUCUGCAUCUUGGAUGCUGAGGGAGGAGGAGUUUAUUCAACCAGCACCUGCAGCUUUGGAUGAGACCCCACCUAAAGUGAAAGAUCUAGUGGAGAAAAUUAAUCUUGGGAUGACAGAAGAGCCCAUGGAGUUUGAGGACAUGCCAGGCUUGUCUCCAGAUUUGGUUUGUCAUCGCUUGCCCAUAAUGGAAGGUUACAAGCCUGUGCAACAAAGUCCACAGCGAAUGAGUGCAGACACAGCAGCAACAGUCAAGAAAGAGUGGUUGUCUAACAUAGUACCAGUGCGGAAGAAGAAUGGCAAAAUUCGCGUUUGUGUCGACUACAUGAAUCUUAAUGCUGCAACACCGAAAGAUGUCUAUCCCAUGCCCGUGGCAGAUAUGUUGGUAGAUGCAGUUGCGGGACACGAGCUACUAUCCUUUAUGGAUGACACAGCUGGUUAUCACCACAUUCCUGUUUAUGAACCGGAUAGACACAAAACAGCUUUUGAUGUCCAGGGUUCACUGGAGUUUUAUAUUGAUGAUGUGGUGGUCAAGUCUAAGAAGAAAGAAGACCACAUCGAGAAUUUAAGGACAGUGUUCACCAGAAUGAGAAAGCACAAGCUCAGGAUGAACCCAGCUAAAUGCAUUUUUGGGGUUCGAGCAGGAGACUUCUUGGGUUUCAUAAUGCAUGAAAGAGGUAUUGAGGUUGUGGAGGACAAGGCAAAAGCGGUUCUAGAUGCUCUGGCACCUAGGAACAAGAAGGAACUUCAGACUUUUGAUAAAAUUAAGGAGUACCUUACUCAUCCACCUGUUCUUAGACCUCCACAGCCUGGAAUACCAUUGAAGCUAUACAUUUCAGCUUCCCCCUACUCAAUAGUAGGACUCUUAGCACAAGAUGGUGAUGGAGAGGGGGGCAAGAAGAUUGAACAUGCAGUUUACUACUUGAGCCGGACCUUAUUGGAGGCUAAAACUAGAUACUUGCCAAUUGAGUGGUUGUGUUUAGCUUUGUACUUUGCUGGUACUAAGCUCCGCCAUUACAUGAUGUCCUUUACCACGGUGGUGGUGGCACAAACUGAUUUAAUGAAGUAUAUACUUACCCAACCUAUGCUUAGGGGUCGGAUUGGCAAGUGGAUCUUGGCGUUAUCAGAUUUUUCUUUACAAUAUACACCUUUAAAGGCGCUUAUAGGACAGGCAGUCUCCGACUUUUUGUUGCAUCAUCCUAUUAUUGAGGAUAUAGAAGACCAGAACGUGAUUGUUUCCUUUGUCCACACUCAGCCUUGGGUUCUGUAUUUUGAUGGCAGUAACACUGAUCAUUUAUCCGGAGCAGGAGUUGCAUUGGUUAGCCCCUCUGGAGCAAGGCAUUGUUAUUCCUUUCAACUAGAACGAAAGUGCACUAACAAUCAAGCAGAAUAUGAAGCAAUCAUCAUUGGACUGGAACUUUUGCUUGAUCUAGAAGUAACAAAGGUGGAAGUAUUAGGUGAUUCACUAUUAGUCAUUAACCAGCUCAAAAGUGUCUACAAGUGCAAUAAUUUUACAUUACUCCCUUUUUGGGAGCGAGCAUCAGAGUUGUUAGACCAAUUUGCAAACGUGGUGCUUGAUUAUAUUCCUAGGGAACGAAACUUUGCUGCCAAUGAAUUAGCACAGUUGGCUACUGGUAUCCGCUUGGCAGAUGGCGUUCGCGAGAGGAUUUUAAAGGUUCAGAGACGCACAUUACCUUCCUUUAUGGCAAGGAAAGAGGUUAAAGAUGAAUGGUUGGUGGCUGUUGUUGACUCUAUUGAUGUAGAUUGGCGACAACCAAUUAUCCAGUACCUUAUGGAUCCUUCUGCACCUGUGGACAAGAGGGUUAUAUAUUUUUCUACUAACUAUGUUCUUCGAGGCGAUGAACUAUUUCGCAGGGCAGAAGACGGCUUGUACCUGAGAUGCAUCUAUGGAGCUGAGGCUAAGAGGUGCAUAUGA